UGCACGUGACUAACACGGAAGUGAAAGGUGUGCAACUCAUGUGCACAAUAACAAGCGUUAAGUGUUAGCGCCUUGUUUACUAUUGUUUUUUGUUUUCUUUUUUUUUUUCAGGUUUGCUAAAUGCAAGAAAGAAAGAAAGAUAGAUAGAUCUCUCAAUUUGUGUAGGUUUCCUAACAAGCUUGCUUACGGUUUUUUGGUGACAGGCUAAAGCAACAUGCUAAAGGAGCUGCUUUAAACUUAUUCAAACUCCAUAAUGUCGCUUGUUCCCGCUAAUCAGCCGCAGCUGAUCCGCUCCUCACAGAAGGACGAAUAUUAUCAAACUAGUCUGAGAAAUAACACCAACGACGCUUUCCAGACUCUUGCUGGAUCAAGACGAUGGCUGCAGUGGAGGAAAGAACUAGAAGUCCUAUCAGAUCUUGCCUAUUAUUCACUAACAACUAUGUCAGGAUAUCAGACAUUAGGUGAAGAGUACGUCAACAUUAUCCAGGUCGAUCCAACCAAACGCAGGAUUCCUUCACGGACACGCAGGCUGGCUCUCGUUCUGCUCCACACCUUUGUACCGUACAUCCUGGACAAACUUCUGGUCUGUAUCGAACAUGAGCUGGAGGUGGAGGAUUGGGAUUCCCAGAAUGCACAGCGAGACACGGUAUUAACCUGGAGCCCAAUGUCAUAUAUAAAGGCAUGGAUUCAGAGGGCAGUGAGAGUGCUGAAUAGUCAGCAGAGGAAAUCUUUAAAGCCUGUGGUCAUGGCAGUGCAGCAGGGGAUCACCAUUUUGCACCGGGUGCAUGUGGCUCUGUUCUACAUCAAUGGUGCAUUUUAUCACCUGGCCAAAAGGACAUCAGGCGUUGGCUAUCUCAGAGUGCAGAGAAUGGCCUUGGAUGAUAAAGGCAUCCGGACCAGCUACCGGCUUUUAGGGUGUGUGUCACUGUUGCAGCUGGCCAUCACACUUGUUCUGCAGUUUAACAGCCUGAGACAGAGGCAACGUGCCAGACACGAGUGGACACGGCACAGAAAUCUGCCCUCGAGUCCACAGGAGGCUUCGUCCUCUCGAUCUUCUCGCUGUAUUUUGUGCUUGGAGGAGAGGAGACACUCCACAACAACCCCCUGUGGCCAUCUGUUCUGCUGGGAGUGUAUCACAGAGUGGUGCAACACAAAGACGGAGUGUCCGCUGUGCCGAGAGAAAUUUCAGCCUCAUCGCCUGGUUUUUCUGAGAAGAUACAGAUAGAUGACAGAAUAUUUCAACACAACAUGAACUUCGUACCAGUGCUGCUUUAAAAAAAACAAAAACAAAAAACCUUCAUAGCUGAAGCGGAUUCCUGUGUGUCCAGUCUUCGUGAUUGGUUCGUUUUAAUUAGUUAGCUACACGUAAAUAAAAUAACUAGCUAUAGAUGUAUAAAUGUAAACAAAGAAUAAGGACAAAAUAAUUUAUUGCUCUUUUUUUUUUCAUUUUGAAACAGCUUAGUCAGUCUGUUUUCUUUUUCUGUUGUAGUUAAUUAUACUGUUUUAUCGUGUUCAUUUAAAUGGAUAAUUGGUUGUCUUCAUUUGAAUUAUAAUUGCUUUGCUUUUUAAAGUAACUCCCUACCUUACUUAUCCUUCCUGUAAUAGCACAUUUGCCCAAGUGUGAUGUAGAAUAUAGUGGGAAGGGACUAAAAGACAGCAUUUAAAAAUGUAGUCCAUUUAUUUUGUGGCUAUCAAGUAAAUCAGUAAUUGAGCGUAUUAAGCUGGAUAGACCUCUUAACUCUGUUUUUCAGGCGGAUGACGUCCGUGAACAAACUGGAUGCAAUUUGUUUUAUUGAACAUAAAGCCACUAGUGUUUCCCAGAGGUGAUUUUUCAGGUUUAAUGAGUCUAAUGAUUACUGUAAUGUAAAAUAAAUGUUCUGAAGCACA
Tachysurus fulvidraco (yellow catfish) is the source of this 1887-nucleotide messenger RNA. It is a transcript of the gene pex10, whose product is annotated as peroxisomal biogenesis factor 10. The coding region runs from base 254 to 1225 and encodes 323 amino acids. Gene Ontology annotation, cellular component: peroxisomal membrane. Gene Ontology annotation, molecular function: zinc ion binding. The transcript is spliced from 6 exons. The record is from RefSeq and is a predicted model, not a curated record. Lineage: Eukaryota; Metazoa; Chordata; Actinopteri; Siluriformes; Bagridae. Gene Ontology annotation, biological process: protein import into peroxisome matrix.